Molecule: messenger RNA, 2087 nt
Organism: Arabidopsis arenosa
Lineage: Eukaryota; Viridiplantae; Streptophyta; Magnoliopsida; Brassicales; Brassicaceae
Source: the annotation of a GenBank genome assembly
UUUACUUCCACGUGUAAUAAACCAAAGAGUUCACGCCAAAACCACAAAACACUAUCAUGUCACGUUAGCAUUCCCCAAAAACCACCACCGUGAUAAAACAACUAUCCUUCCUAGUCCUCUCCAUUUCUCUCUACUCAACAACCAAACCAAACUCAAAGAUUUUUUUUUUUCAUGGAUUGAGCAAAGAAGAGGAAGAUAAUUUCCAAAAUAUCGUGAUACAAAUGGACAAAUUCUCGUACAACUCGUAUCCAGAUUCAGCUGAAUCAUCGCCAAGAUCUCGCGAUGUCGAGUUUGAAAAUCCGCCGCCAUGGGAGGACCACCAGCAGCAGAGCUACAAAGUGAAGCUCAUGUGCAGCUAUGGCGGCAAGAUCCAGCCGCGUCCACACGAUAAUCAGCUUACUUAUGUAAACGGCGAUACCAAAAUCAUGUCGGUCGACCGCGCCAUCAGAUUUCCUGCUCUUGUAUCGAAGCUCUCCGCCGUCUGCAGCGGCGGUGAUGGAGGAGAAAUCUCGUUCAAGUAUCAGCUUCCAGGUGAAGAUCUCGAUGCGUUGAUUUCGGUGACUAACGAUGACGAUCUGGAGCACAUGAUGCAUGAGUACGAUCGGUUGCUUCGUAUGUCUACUAAACCAGCUAGGAUGCGUUUGUUUCUCUUCCCGUCUUCUCCGAUUUCCAGCGGAUUUGGCUCUGAAGGUUCGACUAAAUCGGAUCGGGAUACGUUUCAUCCGAUCCCUAGUCGACCUGAAUCGGAGAAAUCUGUAACCGCUCCUCCGAAUAAUGCUGAUUUUUUGUUUGGAUCGGAGAAAGUAGCUCCAAUUCCGCCGUCGCCUGUGAAGGUGCCUCAACCGUUACCGGAACCAGUGGUGCUUGAACCACCGCCGAUGUUCGUAGAUCAACGGAUGUUACAACCGGAACACGGCGUAAAUCCGGCGGAGAUUCAAAGACAAAUCCAGGAAUUUCAGAUGAUUCAAAUCAGAGAUCAAGAGCAACAACAAAUGCUUCAUCAGAAUCAACUCCAACAACAACAUCAACAACAAGAAGCUAUAAAUCAGAAUCAGCUUCAUCAACAACAUCAACAACAAGAGGCUAUACAUCAGAAUCAGCUUCAUCAACAACACCAACACCAAGAGGCUAUACAUCAGAAUCAGCUGCUUCAACAACAACAACAACAACAAGAGGCUAUGUACCGAAGAAAAAGCGAAGAUGAAGCCGGACGAUACUUUCCUCCAACAUACACUCAAAAUCCGGCGCCGACUACGAAUCCACAACCUCCGGUUGGCUACUGGCAAGGAAACAACAUCAAUAACAACAUUCCGGGGAAUAUCUACACAACAACGUCACAGAAUCUACCGGAGCAACAACAACAAGUAUACAUGAUUCCAGCUCAAUCUCAAGCUCCAGGGACAGUAUACCAAAGCGUCAUGAGACCAACGGUGCAAGGAAACCAAGGCUAUUACCCACCUGUUCAGCGACUUCAUCAUCCUGAUGCAUACAUGGAGCAGCAGAAUCAGCCAGGUUACAACGUGGUUCAACAACAGCCACAGUAUUCAGGUGGUCCACAAGUUAUGACUAGUGUUGGUCCGCAAGUUAUGAGUAGUGUUGGUCCUCCAAUGGGGUUACAGGAACCGUAUUCACAGAUGGGGAACCCUGUGUACUAUACGGUUGCUGGAGAAGGCAUGAUGGUUCAACCGCCACCGUCUCAGCCUCAGCCUCAGCAGCAGUACCAGGGAAUGGGUCAACCGGUUAGUGGCAUGACCGAUCUCAGAACCGGACCGGAUGGGAAAGUGGUGGUUAACAUGGCUGCACCAAAAGUUUCACAAAGUUCAGAUGCGGUGUGAGUGAGAUUGAGGUUAAUGUUAUGAUAAAGAUUAUGAUUAUCCAUUUAUAAAAACUUUAUGAUAUAUGUGUAAAAGUGGUUUUUUAGAUCAAAUUGGAAUCUGGAUUUCUGAUGAAUCAAUUGAAGCACUUUUGAUGUUUUUAUUUUAUUCUGGUAACUUUCUUUGAGAGUUCUUUUUAAGUAGGCUUUUGGACCUUUUCGUCUCCUGCCUCUUGUGCAUCCAUUUAGUGGUGAAUAAAGAUUAUUAUCCAAU